UAGACCAGGAAUACAUUCAUGUUCCCUGAGCUCCAGGAAAACCCAAGCACCCCCAUUUAUAAAAAGGUUUUACUAAAGAAAUACUAUUUUCGAACUCUUUUACACAAGAAGAGUCCUCACAGACCAAUAAUAAGAAAACAAUUAUACAAAAACUAUACGAUAUAGUCCAAUCUUACUGUUAUGAGUCGAGAAUGAGUACCACAGAAGACAACGGAAGCAAGUGCUCUUCGGCCCCGAUUUCCACCUUCACCAUUCAGUCGAUAUUGGGCAAGUCGUCGGAGAAGCCACGGUCCGGGGCGAAGGAGAGUUCCAAGGGACUGCAGCUGGCAAGGACGCGCUUGCUCUCGGUUUCUUCGGAAGAGGAGUGCAGCGGUGGGGAGGACUCUGCAGACUGUUUCUGCUCGGAUCCUGGUCACAGCGAGCCAUGCAACCAACAUCAACCACUUAAUUUUUCACGUUUAGGUGCAACCAAGGGACUUAUUUCAGGCCAUGACGGGAUUGCACGGCGACCGCACUUGACACAGCCUCUGCUGCAGGAUUACAAAGAGGAGCAAGAGAGACCAUGCAAUCCAAUGUCACCUAUUUCCGAGGAGAGACAGACAGACGGUGCGAACAAGCAGACUAACUCGUCCAAGAAGAAGACUCGUACCGUCUUCUCGCGGAGUCAGGUGUACCAGCUCGAGUCCACAUUUGAUAUGAAGAGGUAUUUGAGCAGCUCCGAGCGAGCCUGCUUGGCAUCAAGUCUACAGCUAACAGAAACUCAAGUGAAGACGUGGUUUCAGAACCGCAGAAACAAAUGGAAGCGACAACUGUCGGCGGAACUGGAGGCUGCGAAUAUGGCACACGCAUCCGCACAGACACUGGUCGGAAUGCCGCUUGUUUUUAGAGAUAGCUCCCUGCUCCGGGUACCAGUUCCAAGAUCUAUUGCUUUUCCAACGCCACUAUACUAUCCUGGCAGCAGCCUACAAGGGUUACCACUGUACAAUCUGUAUAACAAGAUUGAAUAUUGACUCAAUGUCUGUGAUGACAGUCCCAAAAAAAUAACACGUUAACACGCGACAGUACUUUCUUAUAAAUGUCUGCCAAACUCA
Molecule: messenger RNA, 1091 nt
Organism: Salvelinus sp. IW2-2015
Lineage: Eukaryota; Metazoa; Chordata; Actinopteri; Salmoniformes; Salmonidae
Product: homeobox protein HMX2-like
Biological process (GO): regulation of transcription by RNA polymerase II
Cellular component (GO): nucleus
Molecular function (GO): DNA-binding transcription factor activity, RNA polymerase II-specific; RNA polymerase II transcription regulatory region sequence-specific DNA binding
Source: RefSeq, a predicted model, not a curated record